CAUCACACCUCGGGCUUACUAGUACGCGAAAACUUCCUACGGACCACGGUUGACGCUUACCCUUUGCGUGACGACUUGCGGUAUGUUUUGCUGGCGAUAUUUGAUGUGACUCGGGUUCGCCAAUGCCAAUCAUAAAUAAUACGACGUUUGCUGGUUAACUAAGGUCAUUGGGUCCUCCUUUGAUUCACCAUGGUUAAGCAUACUCGUGUCGUAAAGAUCACCCCUUGGGAAAUCGUAGGUAUCUACCUCGUCUUUGCCACUCUGCCAUUUAAGGUUCUCUACAGGCUCCUGUUUUCGCCAUGGGACAAAGCCGCCAGAGACAAGACCUGGAGACGUGUAAUCAGCCACUACAGCGUACACUACCUUACCCACUUGAACAUCGCUCAGCUCCAGUACGUUUUCGGUAACUCGUACGACGUCUAUGUUGGCUACACAAAGAAAAUUGGCGUCCCCAUGGACAUUGAAGAACUCGACCUCGGUGCCAAGAUCAUGUGGGUUGGCCCCAAGAACCCCAAACGCGUCAACAUUUUCCUCCACGGUGGUGCUUUCCUCGUCCAUGCCCCCGCUGAAGGCUAUCCUUUCUGGCGAUGGAUGCAAGGCCAGUUGAAGAACAGGGGUCUCGAUGUCGGCUUGUGUGCCUUGUCAUACGCUCUCCACCCUGAGGGCGACUACCCCCUGCCUCUUCGCCAGCUCGUUGUCAUGCUCAACCAUCUCAUUGCCAGUGGCGUUCCUCCCGAAGGUAUCACCAUGGUUGGUGAGUCCGCCGGUUCCAACCUGAUCCUCAUGCUGCUGUCGCACAUGCUCCACCCCAUUCCUGGUGUCGAACCUUUCGUCCUACCCCCCGGCACCAAACUCGGCGGCGGCUACCUUCUCUCGCCCUGGAUCUCCGUCGGCGGCACCGACGUCCCCAACUCGUUCGAAGAGAACAACCACACCGACAUCACCAGUGCUGACACCCUCCGGGAAUGGGGCGCUCCCAUCCUCAAGGCUGUUCCCCGGUCCCAGAUCCCGUACAUGGAGGCGUCACAUGCUCCCAACGGCUGGUUCGAUGGUGCAGAGAACCUGAUCAACAAGCUCCUCAUCACCGUCGGUGAGUUCGAGCCGCUGAGGGACUCCAUCGUCACCUUGUAUGAGAAGCACUUCAAGUCGUGGCCCAAGGAUCGCGUUACGUACUGCUACCAGCCGGGUGGUAACCACAACGACCCGUACUACGACUUCUUCUGGGGCGCGAACCCCUCCGAGUUCGCCAGCAGCUUGACUCCCACUGUCGUCCAAUGGAUGUACGAUGUCCACUCGCAGGUCAACUAAAUAAUGUACGCAUGAAAUUGCAUGUCCUUCUCAUAAUACUCGCACAAUACACCGACGCUACUUAUCUAUUCCAUACUAGAUACAAAUUGUAUGUACAGUGACUAGCUCGCAUUCAAACAAAUAAUAUCGCCAUCAAGUCAUGAAGCUACGUUGAAAAAAAAAAAAAUCGGGCUUCACGAUCCAAACCUUGGCCAACACAAGAAAAAAGUUAUUUUGUUCUGUCGCCUUGGAGAGUAAUUGGCAGAGAUGCCGUGGGCGACAUGAGGGCUUCUUUGAAACUUGACAAUCUGCAUCAGACCAAUAUCACACCCUGAUCAGACCCCACGUGUCCGAGGAGGGACAAGCAAGAAGAACCGCCUUACGUGCCCUCGAUGCUGGAUGAAAUUACCUUUACAAAGAUCCGGAACUAAGGCCAAGCAUGGACAUCCCGCCGCCGGGAGCUGGCAGCACUGAAUGU
Molecule: messenger RNA, 1765 nt
Organism: Guyanagaster necrorhizus
Lineage: Eukaryota; Fungi; Basidiomycota; Agaricomycetes; Agaricales; Physalacriaceae
Product: alpha/beta-hydrolase
Exons: 4
Coding region: 190-1308 (372 amino acids)
Molecular function (GO): hydrolase activity
Source: RefSeq, a predicted model, not a curated record